Molecule: messenger RNA, 2691 nt
Organism: Guillardia theta CCMP2712
Lineage: Eukaryota; Cryptophyceae; Pyrenomonadales; Geminigeraceae
Exons: 5
Coding region: 1-2691 (896 amino acids)
Source: RefSeq, a predicted model, not a curated record
AUGAGCUCAAAGCUGCUUGCGCUCGUUAUGCAGCCAUCUCGGCUCACGUUCCUGCAGCGCAAGUCCAAGCUCUGCCUUGAGAGCAGCGAUGACAAGGUGCACUUCUUUGUCUUCCGAUGGCAUCAGGUCAAACACACGGAUGGGCUUCGGCAGAUAGAUGAGGUUGAGGACAGAGAGUUGAGAGCCUUCGAUGAACAGGUGUUUGCGGACGAGCUUCAUAAAGAACUGCAUGCGAGGAUGAAACCAGAGCUGUCAUGGUUGUUCAAGAUCUAUGCGCAUAAGAUUUACCUGGACGUCAACUGCAUCUCCUAUCUGUCAGUCAACCACCAGGCGUUCAGCAAAGAGAGGUACCUGGGGUACUGCACGAUGUUCGUGCCGGUGAUAACCUGGGGUAAAGUGACAAGCGUGCUUGGCAUACUGGAAGGAGUGCAGGAGGGGUCUGACAGGGAGUGCGAAUUCCUACAGCUUGUACUUGCGAUGAUCUACCUGCUCGAGAAGAAUGCCGGUCGAUUGAGACUAGUCAUGCCGAUCCUUCGAGACGAGGGAGGAGGAUUUGUACCUCUGGAGGAGGCCGUAGGGAGGCUGAGUAGCGCAGGAUCAAGUUUGAACAGCCAGAAGGCGUGCUUGCUCUUGCUAGGGGCGGGAGUGCAGGAAGACAAGGACAAGAUGCUGGCUUAUCUGAGCGGCGUGUCGGUGCGAGAUGCUGUGAUGAAGCUUCUGUCGAACUCAAGCAGGAGGAUACUGGGACUUGGAAGUGAACCUGCAGCAGUGCGAGGAGCAUGCGGGGUGUACCUGGUAGCAAAGGGUCUAGACGAGAGGAGGAGUGCAGAGGGAGCUGGUGCUGUAAUAACUGAGCACCUGGUUGAUGAGCUGAGGGAGCAGGUAGCCGAACGGCUUUUGCAUUAUGAGAAGCACAACCCGCGGGGGUCAGAGAUGACGCAGGUGUUGAAGCAGACUGGGACGUUCGAGCUCCUGCACGAGUUCUUUGCGCUUCGGGGCAUCGACUCGCUAGACCGACUGACUGCGGUGAACACGAUGAAGUCGAUGAGGGGUGCGAGGACGUUGGAUGACAGCGAGGAGUUGUGCGAAGAGAUCAAUAGAGCAAAGGAAACGUUUUACGACCAAGCGGUGGAAGCGAUAGGAAGCAUGGUAAACAAGUGCAGCAAGGAUCAACGUUUCUUGCCGUUGGACACGAGGCUGGAUGUAUACAGAGACAACGAAGUUGACGGGAUCCUGGCCCUGAGAUCAAGUAAUGCGCUGGAGACGGCGCUGCUGAAGACGCCAGCUCAAUGCUGUGUUGCCUUCUUGGGCUGCCUUCAAUAUGCGUUCCAGGGUGUGAUGAUACGGAGAAUGAUAGAACGGAAUUCUAUCUGGUUGUUAGACCCUCAUGCACAGCUUCCAGUAGAGCCGAGGACAGUGCAGGUGUCUCGACUUGUCGAUGCCUGCCUGGGCUUUGUGUGGGGAUCCAUGUACAUGGCAGGGCUCUUGAUGUGCAAAUACAAUACGCCAUUGAACGCGAAGCGUGUGUUUAUAGGAGCAGCACAUCUCAUGCUUUGGCUGAAGAUCAUCUCGUCUAUAUCAGAUUUCAUCCAGUGCGGACCCAGGGAAUACGAAUCUACAAGUUGCAGCGGGUUCUCUUCGUUUGUUAUAAUCGCCAGCAUAGUGUUCGUUCUUUACUUUGUGCACUUCAAGCAGCACUACAUCUGGAUAGUCGCCUUCCUCUUCCAGGGAGCCUACUGCAUCAGAGAUGGGUUCAUAACCCCCGAGGAAUCAAAGAUCAUGUUUGUGGUUCUCGGGAUUAUCUGCCUCUUGAUUGAUGUUAUGAUUGUUGUCAAGUACCGGAUCUGUUACUACCAGACUUUCAAAGAUCUCAGUGUGGCCAUGGAAGGCUUCGAGAAGACUUGGAGCCGGAUCGUGGCCACCUGCACUGAUAAGAUAGAUGAUAUCAGCAACAACGUGCAGACAAUCUCACAGGAGCUAAAGAUAUGGACUCGAAGGCAAGGAUGCUUGUUGGCGAUGAUGAAGGGACGAACUUCGCGGUACUCGAGUAGUUGCGGGAAGAUUCGGCAGCAGAACAAAAGCAUCGAGACGUUGUUCGAGCAUGCGCAGGAAGUCAGCGCCGCGUUCCAGAUGUGGGUGGGGCAGUGGAACCCUGUGGGUGAAGUUGUGCAUGGCAAAGUUAAGUCUUGCGAGCGAGCGAUUCAGAAGACUGUGAGGUCGUACCACCGGGACGCGUCAUGCUUGACCGACCUUGUGCGAUGUACAGUGGUGGUGAAGACUGUGGAAGAGGUGCUGGUGUGGGUGAAGGGGUUGCGGUCAAUGUCCGUGGUAGCUAAGGGACUGAGUGGAUCCAUAAAUGAAGAGAUCAAAAUGUUGUCCAUAGGCGAGGAGACGUAUUUGAACAUCACAAGCAUCAAGAACAGAUAUGAUUGGAGAUGCAAUCUAAAGGCUUGCGGCGGGUACCGGGACCUUUGUGUGUGUGUCGAGGUAAGACCGAGGAAGAGGCGGGUGGGAUGGACAGUGAACGCAACGAACAAGGAAUGCACCUUUGUGCCGCUGAAGCAAUGGGAUACGACACCGAACCUUCGACGCCAUAUUUGUGAGAUUCAGGUGCUGUUGGAGGAUCUGCACAAAGUGAAGAAGCACCUGCACAAGGAGUAUGUAAACUUCCGCAACGUCCUAUGUCAAUAA